UCUUGUGCUUUCUUUUUUUUUUUUUUCCCCUUUCUCCUCUUCUUCCUGCUCCGUACAUCAGAUGAACUGUUCCCGUCUCGGACAACCCCUUCUCCAUCAGGCCCGUUACAGAAGCCGAGUCUCAAGCUCAAACGCCGCCGCCAUCUCUCGUUGUCUUGUACAAGGUCAAGGCCCAAAACUACCUCUAUCGUUUUCGUCGCCGCCAACCCACCCAGCGCUCCGCCGUCGGUUUUACGUCCAGUCUUCGGUCGCUAUUUCGAACACCACUUCUUCUUUUCACCAACAACUUCUCCAAAGCCCCCAAGCCGCAACCCGUACCGCCGCACUCGAGCCCGCUUCGUCCCUCUGGCCCAGCCGCAGUAGCAGAGCCUCCCUUGUUCCUCCUGCCAACCACACACGACACUUCCUUGUCCGCAGAUACUCUCAGUCCGCCAAAAUGACUGUCAACAACUUCACCAAGAAACACAAGGUUACCGUCAUCGGUUCCGGAAACUGGGGCACCACAGUGGCCAAGCUCGUUGCCGAGAACUGCGCCGAGCACCCCGAUACGUUCGAGAAGGAUGUUCAGAUGUGGGUUUACGAGGAGAACGUUACCCUCCCCAAGGACUCCAAGCACUUCGAUGCCUCGAUCGGCGAGCAACCCCAGAAGCUCACCCACAUCAUCAACACAAAGCACGAGAACGUCAAGUACCUCCCCGGCAUCCCGUUGCCCCACAACAUUGUCGCCAACCCUUCGCUGGUAGACGCCGUUAAGGACUCGAGCAUCCUUAUCUUCAACCUCCCCCACGAGUUCAUUGGCAAUAUCUGCAGACAGAUCAAGGACCACAUUGCGCCCUAUGCUCGCGGUAUCAGCUGCAUCAAGGGCGUCUCCGUCACCGACGACAAGAUCGAGCUUAUUUGCAACUACAUCAGCGACGCGCUCAACAUCUACUGCGGUGCCCUUAGCGGUGCCAACAUUGCCAGCGAGAUUGCCAAUGAGCAGUGGUGCGAGACCACCAUUGCCUACAACACCCCCGUUGUUGACAGGCGCGACGAGAACGGCAGGCCGGUUGCCAACGGCGAGUCCAACGGCAACGGCGGUGCCAAUGGCCACUCCAAGCAGCUCACCCCGCUGCCGCUCGAUUACCCUCCUCUUGACCACGACGAGUGGUCGCUGCUCUUCAGCCGCCCCUACUUCACCGUCUCCAUGGUGUCGGACAUUGUCGGCGUCUCGCUGGCUGGUGCGCUCAAGAACAUUGUCGCCAUUGCUUGCGGCUACGUCGAGGGCCACGGCUGGAACAUGACCGCUAAGACCGCCGUUAUGCGUCGCGGCAUGCAGGAGACUAUUCGUUUUGCCAACGAAUUUUUCCCCGGCCAGAUCGAGCCCAGGACCUUCUGGGAGGAAAGUGCCGGCUGGGGUGACAUGAUCGUGAGCUGCACCUCUGCCCGCAACUGGAGGUGCUCCAAGUUGGCCGUGGAGCGCAACCUGCCCAUUGAGGAGGUUGAGAAGACGGAGCUCAACGGACAGAAGCUGCAGGGUAUCUCCACCACCCGCGAGGUCAGCAGCUUCCUCCGUGCCAAGGGGGCCGAGGAGCGCUACCCCGUCUUCAUGGCUGUUGAGCGCAUCAUCAACCAGGAGAUCAAGGUGGAAGAGAUUCCCAAGCUCUUCAAGUAAGGAGGCAAAAGGAGAAAAGGGUGCAAAAUCGGUUCGGGUUGCGAUCAUGGGGCGUUUUACGGCGGUUUAGGUACUUUGGGUUUUUGAAAGUGCAUCGAGCCUGUUGGUGAGAGUUGUUCCGGGGUGUGGGGAAGGGAUUUCAGGAUCAUCGUGUAUGCGGUCGGCUUUAUGCAUGCCAUAGCGUAUCGGAUAUCUUUGCAAUGGAAACAAAGACACAUACAAACAUAAGGGGGUGGGAUAGUGUAGCCU
Molecule: messenger RNA, 1903 nt
Organism: Neurospora tetraspora
Lineage: Eukaryota; Fungi; Ascomycota; Sordariomycetes; Sordariales; Sordariaceae
Product: NAD-dependent glycerol-3-phosphate dehydrogenase
Exons: 1
Coding region: 62-1654 (530 amino acids)
Biological process (GO): glycerol-3-phosphate catabolic process; carbohydrate metabolic process
Cellular component (GO): glycerol-3-phosphate dehydrogenase (FAD) complex; nucleus; cytosol
Molecular function (GO): glycerol-3-phosphate dehydrogenase [NAD(P)+] activity; NAD binding
Source: RefSeq, a predicted model, not a curated record